UUGGUGAAUAUAAAGAAACACCAAUCUGUAAUAGGUCCCUAUAAAGUUGAAGUAUUUAGUAAACGAUGUAAAACCCGAGUCGUGUUGCUAGCGUGUCCUCCCCUCCAGGCCAAACUGUGAUGGACUGCUCCCACGUGUGCAUCACGCAUGGGGUUCCGCAGCGAGCCGUGAACUUUUAACUUUAAAGCGUUGAAAAGUUGUAGCUUUGUCCCCCAAAAUGUUGUUUGCCAAAGAUGUGCCAUGGCGGUGUUUAGAGGGCAUGUCGUUCAGCCUGUUCUCAACCGAAGAAAUAAGGAAGUUAAGUGUGAAGGCGAUCACUAACUCGAACUUCCUGGACUCUGUUGGGAAUGUGGCCCUCAACAGCCUGUAUGAUCUGGCUCUGGGACCAGCAGACACCAAGGAGGUUUGUUCCACCUGCUGCCAGGAUUUCAACAAUUGUCCCGGACACUUUGGACAUGUGGAGCUGCCUCUACCUGUCUACAACCCCCUGUUCUUUGAUAGACUGUACCUGCUGAUCCGAGGGACAUGCUUGGCCUGUCAUAUGUUGUCCUGCCCACGCACUGCCAUCCACCUGCUGCUGAACCAGCUCAGGUUAGUGGACCAUGGAGCCAUGCAGGAGGUCUAUCAGACCGAACAGGUCCUCAGCCGGUUCCUGGAGGAGAACCCCAAAGCCACUGGGGAUGAGGUUGAGCAGGAGCUGAAGGCAUUCACGGACAUGAUAGUUGGAGCAAACACUGAAGUUUCAGAGAACUCUAAACCUGUGAGCUCUCAUUCCCUCCCUCUCUUUCUUUCUCUCUCUGACUUUCUCUCGGUCAUUCUCUCUUUACCUACCGCCUCUGAUUUGAUUCUGUUUUGUUUAUGUAGCCUUUAUUUAUCCAGAUGAGUCGAUAGAGAACUCAUUCUCAUUUACAACGACGACCUGGCCAAGAGGCAGCAGCAACAGACACAUAGUUAGCUUUACACUAAAGAAAAAACAUAUAAGAUCCUCCUUGAACCGCCACCUUAUCGUGGUGGAGGAGUUUGAGUGCCCCUAGAAUCCUAGGAGCUAUGUUGUCAGGGACACUUUGUGCCCUUGGUAGGGUCACCCAUGGCAAACUGGUCCUGCGUGAAGGGUGAGACAAAGUGCGGUUCAGAAGACUCUUUGUGGAAGUGAGAUCAAAGAGCCAGCGUACCCAUCC
This is a messenger RNA of Nothobranchius furzeri (turquoise killifish), 1178 nucleotides long. The record is from RefSeq and is a predicted model, not a curated record. Lineage: Eukaryota; Metazoa; Chordata; Actinopteri; Cyprinodontiformes; Nothobranchiidae.